CUGGGAAUGUCAGUGACAACACCUGCACACACACGGCCAACCAAGAUUCGUCGCCAAGUUGGAAUGUGAUGUUUGACCGUCCUCAAGCUGUCUACAGAUUUCUUUUGUAUAACAGAUUUUUUAAUGGUCAGGAUGUGGUUGGUUUUUUUUCCUCCAAUAUUUGAUGUCUUUUUAUUCAAUCUUGAACACGCUAUGUGAUAAUAAAAAUUGUAUGUUUUAAAACUCUAGCAUGAUCUAAUUUUCACUAUUGUAGCAAUGUUUAGUUUAGAAAUAGUGGUUUUAUCAUCAACUGCAAAACCCUACCCCACCAUUUUUAUGACGAACUGUAUGUUAAGGGGAAAGAGGGAAAACUAAUAUGUUCUUAUUUUUAAAUGAAAAUCUAAACGAUAAAUUUCACGUGAUUAAUAACAUCGGAUUUCGAGAUAUUACUAGUCUAAAAAAGCAUGUGCCCAUCCUGUCAGUGACAUACCUUGACUAAGUGUGGACAGAAGAGGACUCCCAAACAUAACCCAAUUAUUUAUUAAAGAGCAAUAAUAAAACUAAACCUUAAUAAUGUCUUAUUGGCGUAGACGUCCUCUUCGCCACCCUCCAGGUACACCACUGCACACAUGUACCCGCCUUAUUUUAUUUUUUUUUAAAUUAUCUUUACACUUAUUACCUUCUACGGAAAUAUCAUGAAGCAAUUCAUGUGUAAAGUAAAUCUACAAUUUUAAUAACUUCAUCUCAAUAUUUUUUAAAAGUUUUUUCAAAGGUAUAAAUACAGUCAUGUUUAAUUUGCGUCCGUAACAAAAUAAUCAUUUAUUUAUUAGUCUGCGCACUUGUUGAAGAUAGGUUUUGUAACACGGAACCAAUAUUUGAAUUAUAGCGAUAACUCUCAAAUUUAAGUUUGUUUUUUUUUAAAUUUACAGCUAUGAACAGUAAAUAUAAUAUGACAAUGCCAAAUGUGGUGUUAAACAAAUGUGAGCUUUUAUAUGAUGUUGGGAAUAAAUAAAAUAAAGUUUAUUUUCCUUGACAUUUUUCAAAACUUAACUAUAUUCAAUUCAAAUAAAACGUGCCAAAGUGUCCUCGUUUUAUAGCCAUUUUAAUUGUUUCUAUAGUAUAGUAGUUACUAUCCUAGUGUCUCAUUUUUAUUUUACUUAGUUUACAUGUUUUUAAUAAUUGUAAAGCGCUUAGAGCUUUAAGGUAAGCGAUAUAUAAAAAAUGCCUAAAUAAAUAAAUAAAUAAAUAAUAAAUGCAUAUUUAUAAAAACUUGUUUUUUUUCCAUUACUUAAAAUAAAAAUCCAUACCUUUUGGAAAAGCUCAAAUACUGCAGAAUGUAUGUUUCUAUGGGUUGAAAUAUGUUGUCUUUACUUCCUCAUUACUUAUUUUAUUUUGUUCUUUCAAUCCUCUAGAUUGCCUUGAUUUAUCCUGUUCCCAGCGAUUGAACCAUUUUAUUCUUCAAAGUUUUGAUUCCAACAACAACGCAAUAUUGAAUUACCAAGACCCAACAGAAACAGUUUUGUUGGUGUACACAGUAACGGUACCAGGCCACCUCAGGGACUUACCCGUCAGCAGAGUACACAUUAAAGCCACAGUGAAAGUCAACUCCGACACAUACCCGAUUCUAGCAAUUUGUGAAUUUGAAGCCUAUGGUGGUAAUUGACUUAGGCUUACUGCUCUGUGAUAUUUUCGAGUUCACAUUCCAUUGGUAUUUUAAAUAUAAUGCAGCGAUUGAAUGGAAAUCAUGGCAUACAUGUAAAACAUCGUCCCUUAUCUAUUUUGCUUCAUUUAUCAGAAAUAAGAUAUGACUGAAAAACGUUAUGUUUAACGUGGUAUCUAACUAUAACAGUUAGUAAAUCAACGUUGGUGUUUUGUAAAAUAACUAAAGUAUAGUUAAGUAACCAAUGAGAUCAAAUUCAGACAUAUCUACAAAAUUAAAUGCUCAAGGAUUUCGUGUUUUUCUUCUUCUUCUUUUUUGGAUUAUUUCUUUUUAUAAAGCUCCCUUAAGGGACUACUUAUUAUAAGGGAUUUACUUAUGUACAAUGAUUGUUACUUUAAUUUUUAACUUCUAGAAUGCGCUCCUGGAACAUGGGGUCUAGAAUGUAACAACCAAUGUAACAGCAGCUGUAA
Lymnaea stagnalis (great pond snail) is the source of this 2109-nucleotide messenger RNA. The record is from the annotation of a GenBank genome assembly. Lineage: Eukaryota; Metazoa; Mollusca; Gastropoda; Lymnaeidae.